Molecule: messenger RNA, 1503 nt
Organism: Acanthamoeba castellanii str. Neff
Lineage: Eukaryota; Discosea; Longamoebia; Acanthamoebidae
Product: F-box domain containing protein
Exons: 7
Coding region: 1-1503 (500 amino acids)
Molecular function (GO): protein binding
Source: RefSeq, a predicted model, not a curated record
AUGGAGCACGCGGAGGAGCACUCGGUGUGGUUGCGCCUGCCCGUGGAGGUGGUGCUGGAGGUGUUCCGCUGGCUUGGUCCGGAGUCGCUCCUGCGCGCCGAGGCCGCCUGCAGCCAGUGGCGCGCCAUCACCGGCCCCGGCUCCCCCCACGGCACCGCCCUCUGGCGCUCCUGGUACGAGCAACACUUUGGCGGACCUAUGCCGGCGGAGAUGAAGGCCUUGACGAAGCUCCAGCCCAAGCCCGAGGCCUCGUGGCGCACCUGGUGCCUCUCCUGUCUCCGCACCCGGCGCCGGCUCGCCGGCCGCGCCCGACGCCGAUGCCUGCUGGAGUGGAUCCUCGCCUGCGGCCACCACGCCGCGCUGCGCCGACUCGUGGCCCCAGCCUCCCCCGAUCGUGGGGUCGUGACCCGGCUGCUGGCCGGCGGCUGGGCCGAGCCCGGCGAGCGUCGCACGCUGCCGCUGAUGCUGGCGGUGCUGAAGGGCCGCGACCCACGCACGAUCGAGCUGGUGGUCGAGCUCGGCGUCGAGGUCGAAUGGUGCGUGGUGCUCAAGGCGGCGCGCGCGGGCGCGGGCGAGGCCCUGUUUCGGGCCAUGGCGCGGCGCGAGGAGCUGAUGUGGUUCGAGCCAUCGGUGGGCGGCGCGCUGGAGCAAGCGUUCAGCCGUAGCGGCGGGAGCAUGGAGGCCGCCUUCCACGCUGCCUACGACAACCGAAGACGCGAAGUGGUGGCCUCGCCCUACAAGGGGCGCAUCGCGUUCGAGAGGGCGUGCGUCUACGGUUGGACGAGCGCCUUCCAUGCCCUGCUGCCGCUGCUGAGCCCGGCCGACCUGCGCAGGCCCUCGGCGCUGGACGGGUGGUCGCCCCUGAUGCUGGCCCUGCGCUGUGGGGACGUCGAGAUGGCCCGAACGCUGCUCGACCUGGGCGUGCCGCCCGACCUCGACGAGGGCUGCUCGUCCAGCCCACUCGACGUCGCCUGCCGCAGUUCACAAAGUCCCAACAAGAUCGCGCUGGUGAUGUUGCUUCUUGACUACGGCGCCGACGUGGACGAACCGGACUUGCUGGAGACGGCGGGGUAUCUGACGGAGCUGGUGGGCGAAUCGCGCUACACGUCGUACGAGCGGAAGCUGGAGGUGGUGAAGCUGCUGCUGGCCAGGCAGCCCGGCAUGGUGCGCGGCCAGCUCUGGGGCGCCCUGCUCGACGCGCUGCUCGAAGGCAAUUGCCGCUACAACAACCGGGCCCGGUUCAUUCGGGACGUGCUCGGCCGGCUGUUCGCCUACGGCGCCGAGUUACCGGCCGCGGUGAAGAAAGGAUCGGCGCCCAGGGAGCGGAAGUGGAACCUCACGCCGCACGUGCAGGAACUACUGAUCGCCCACGGCAUGCCCCCGCCACCCGCCACUGCCACCACCGCCCACCACCACGCCAAGCCACCACCACCACCACAACAGCAACAGCAACAAGGGAGAGGAACGAAGAAAAGCAAUGGAAUGCGCUCACAAUUGCAUUAA